Molecule: messenger RNA, 1350 nt
Organism: Dissoconium aciculare CBS 342.82
Lineage: Eukaryota; Fungi; Ascomycota; Dothideomycetes; Mycosphaerellales; Dissoconiaceae
Exons: 2
Coding region: 491-1186 (231 amino acids)
Source: RefSeq, a predicted model, not a curated record
GGCAUGUAUGUCAAUCAAGAAGCCACUGCCGUGGCCAAGAGUCACUCGCAUUGCCGAUGGACAACACUAUGGCUUUGCCCAGCUUGGCAACGAAGUCCAAGUGCAUAUUCCACAGCCAGCGGGCCAACGAUGUCUUCCGGCCGGCACCUAAGCUGACCACCAUCAUGACAUAGUCAUGGACAUGAAACCUCCUUUCGAGAUUAUUGUCGCGACCGUGCAUGCACAUAGCAGCGUAGUGCUGGAUAAGUGAGGGGCCGCUUGUGAAUAUACUUUCCUUGGAACUCAUGUUCACCGGAUGCUACCCACACACAUAAUCUCAUUCAAUGGACGAAUCCUGCGGUCAGGGCACUUCUUGUCAAUGAUUUCAGUAGUCUCGGAAUCGUGCUGGAUUGGAACUUAUGUAUAUACUUCAACCAUUCUUCAUUCCUGAUGUGAGACGCGCUGUACUUCCGAGGUAUUCGUCCUCACUUUCCGAGCUCAAUCGACGACCAUGACGAUGCCUUUCCAUGAUGGACCUGAAGUUGUGCCGGCAUACAGUGAUCUUGAGCCUGCUGAUGUACACCACCCGCCAAGGAGUUCCCGGCCGCCAUCGUGGUCAUCGCCUGUGCCUGUCUACAGUGCACAAUUUCCGAAACAAAACAGGCCAACCGAGGAAUCGUCUUUGAUUGUCGACGAUCGCGCAAGAGUGUUCCGAGAUGGAAACAAAGAUGACAUACCUAGUGCAAGUCCAUCGCAGCCGCAGUCACGACACUGCGGCCUCAGCAAGAGACGUGCCACUAUUGUCGCGGUUGUGAUCGGCAUCGUACUAGCAGUGGUGCUCGGCGUCGUGCUCGGUGUCGUAUUCGGUCGUCAGCACGCGGACAGAGGUGAGCAGCCUGAUUCCAAUUCGAGCAACAACAACGGGAACACAGCAGCACCAGAAGGGCCAUCUGCUCUACAAGCGAAGAGCAUGAGCGGAUUCGAUGUCAUGACACUCAAUGACGAUCCCGACAACCGAGUCUUUGGCUAUUAUCAAGCUCCAGAUGGCAGUAUUCGCGAGCGACUUCUGCGGAAUCCCAGCAAUUGGACAUCCCAAACAACCUCCGACCUGGUAGUACCGAGCAAUUCCACCAAGAGCACAACACACAUAGCCGCAACAUCUCUCUCGAUGUCCAAUACAGUCUGGGUGAGUUUGACCUUUUGCUGAACGAGGCUACACGAAAGCAGGGUGCUAAUGAGGCACUUAGAGAAUCGUGUUUUUCCUGAGCGCAUCCGGCCAAGUCAUGAUGACCAACAAAACCACCGGCAGCUGGUCAACUCCGUACGCUGUGCUCCAAGACGAUACUGCCGCAGCCAACAGUUUUGCACUCG